This is a messenger RNA of Poecilia reticulata (guppy), 1617 nucleotides long. It is a transcript of the gene sinhcafl, whose product is annotated as SIN3-HDAC complex associated factor, like. NCBI's taxonomy places the organism in Eukaryota, Metazoa, Chordata, Actinopteri, Cyprinodontiformes, Poeciliidae. Gene Ontology annotation, biological process: negative regulation of cell migration. The record is from RefSeq and is a predicted model, not a curated record. Gene Ontology annotation, cellular component: Sin3-type complex.
CCCUUUCAUUCCAGCUUUUUAUGUAAAACACAUUCUAAUGACCAGCUGUAUGCAGCAGUAGUAAGAGCAUGCGCAGUACGUGAAAAGAGGACGGUGAAGAUUCAAAGUUUUUGUUCAGAGUUUUCUUUCCUUGACUUGCACCGACCAACAAAUUCAGGAUGUUUGGCUUUCACAAGUCAAAAAUCUACCGGAGUAAUGACGGCUGUUGCAUCUGUAAGACCAAGUCCUCUAGUUCACGCUUCACGGACAGCAGCAGAUAUGAAGAGACCUUCAGGAUGUGCUUUGGACUCUCAGAAGAUCGUGUUGGAGACAUUUGUAAUGCUUGCGUUCUGCUGGUGAAGAGAUGGAAGAAGCUGCCUCAUGGCUCCAAGAAGAACUGGAAUCAUGUGGUUGAUGCUAGAGCUGGCCCAGGUUUUAAGGUGACAAAACCCAAGAAGAUCAAGAACAGUGAUGGGAAGAAGAAGAGCAAACUAAAGAAGCUUCACAAGUUUAAGAGGCAAACAGACUCAGAUGCUCACAGCACGACGUCCAGCAUGUCUCCUGCCCAGUCUCCCAGUUACAGCAACCAGUCGGAUGACGGUUCUGACAUCGAGUCCAAACAAAGACGCUCAUCUCCUUCCAUCUUCUCCUUCCUGGAUCGUACUUACUGGAAGAGGCAAAAGGUGUGCUGUGGAAUUAUCUACAAAGGUCGGUUUGGAGAAGUGAUCAUCGAUCCCCGACUUUUCAAGCCUUGCUGCAGCUCAAAAAAACAGAAGACACUGACGCCCACGCAGGUGCCCACACUCCAACCACAGCUCCCAGAAGAUUUGAAAGAAACCUGGUGAAUGGUUUUUGUCAAUCUCCCUUUUUCCUUUAUGGGGCUAUCCAUGGCAUCCACCUGGAUUUGUCUCCAGUGGCAGACCUCAUUUUCAUUCCCCGUUAGAUCAGUUAAUGUUCGUCCUCGUAAUAAUCAUUUUUAUAUGGGUAUUUUUUUAUCUUUUGUAUAGAGUUGAGCUCUUUGUUUUAAAAAAAAAGAAAAAAAAACUUUGGGCAUUAGUGUUAUUUAUAGGAUAAGGAUUAAAUUUGGUUGACUUACAUUUUUGGUCCUAGAUUGCGUUUGGUUAUUUUUGUACUGAAUGAUCAAUUUUUGUAAAUAAUUUCUGUUUUUAUUUCAUAUCAGGACUGCUUUAUUUUUUAUAACUUGUAAUACUGUAAUUGUGUGUAUGAAAGACACCAGCUAUUUCCAAUACCAGCGUCGUGUGUUGAAGGGAACCUUCAACAUUUUUGCUGCAAUGUUUUGUCAUCUUAGCUUUAUUCGUUUCUUCUAGUGCACAACUUGCUUCUGAUAAUACACAAGGAUCAUUAGCAAAUCUGUUCUGUAAAAAAUGUAAUUUCUUUAAAUGUGUACAGAUUAGACACGUUGGACAUGAACAGCUUUAGCCACUAGUUUGAAACACUCAGUUUUAAUUUGCUCAGCAGUUUGUGCACAUUAGACCAUGCUUGCAGUACGUCCCUCUGCCUGUUGGAUUGACGGUUUUUAUUUAUUUCUUUUGUACAGCCUCCAAUGAAAUUACAUUGCAUGUUGUAAAGCAAAUUGUUUUUUCAAUGAAUUUUGUAAAUACAGCAUUUUUGGCUCUU